Messenger RNA from Ogataea philodendri, 792 nucleotides. RefSeq lists its product as uncharacterized. Bases 1 to 792 code for a protein of 263 amino acids. The record is from RefSeq and is a predicted model, not a curated record. Gene Ontology annotation, biological process: 7-methylguanosine RNA capping; 7-methylguanosine cap hypermethylation. Gene Ontology annotation, cellular component: nucleus. NCBI's taxonomy places the organism in Eukaryota, Fungi, Ascomycota, Pichiomycetes, Pichiales, Pichiaceae. The transcript has 2 exons. Gene Ontology annotation, molecular function: RNA cap trimethylguanosine synthase activity.
AUGUACAGUUAUCGACACCACAGAUGGGCCCUCUCUGAGAUCUUGGACAGGGCAGAUAAGAUACCUCAAGACGUACAGAAGUACUGGAAACGGCGUCGAAACCUGUUCAGCAAAUACAACGAGGGAAUUAAACUGACCAGAGAGCUCUGGUUCAGUGUCACUGCCGAAGCUGUGGCUAACUACCUGGCUAAAUUCAUCCAGCACUGCUACCCGGAAACGCGAACAGUUGUUGAUCUGUUCUGCGGUGGAGGAGGGAAUUCAAUCCAGAUGAUCAGAUUAUUUGACAGGUGUAUUUGUGUCGACUACAACGAAACAAACUUAGCGUGUACCAAAAAUAACGUUUACGUUUAUUUCAGCCCAGAACAGCUACAGCACGCUGGAAAAACAAUCGAGUUCGUCCACUGCGAUUGGAAGUAUGCACUCCCUACUACGAGCCCCACCGACCAGGCCGCCUAUAAUAAAACGCAACAAUUUAUCCAAAACAUCAAGUCCGACAUUGUCUUUGCAUCGCCGCCGUGGGGAGGCCCCGAAUACCUCAACCAGGAAAAGUUCAAUCUGCGAAACAUUGAGCCGUUGCCGCUUGAAGAUUUGCUCCGAAGCUGUCUGCAGAUUUCCCCGGUGAUUGUGCUUUUUCUACCCCGAAACUCGGAUCUGGACCAACUGAUGGAAAUUUCCCGCCAGGUAUUUGGACCAGGAGUGAAGGUACGCGUCACAAAAGCAGUUAUGCGAAAUAGGGUCAAGGGCCUGCUCUGUUUCUGGGGUGACAAAUUUUACGAUUAUCAGCGAAAAUAG